AGGCAUGAACUAGUCUUCAGAAACCAGUUCAACGUUUUCCUAGUCUUCCCUCCCCUAUACAAGUUCUUCAUGCUCCCUUGGUCCUCUCUACUUCAUUAUCUCUUCUUCAUCCUCUUCUAACUCUGCUUAGAAGGCCUGAGUCCUCCAUACUUCCUCGGGAUUCGCCGGUUAAAGAAUUAAUAGCAGGAUCAUGGCGGGAACUGCUGGGAGCAUCCCAAAAUUUGGCGAGUGGAAGGCCAGUGACGGUGGUUCCCCUUACACCAUGUAUUUUGAGAAUGCAAGGAAGAGAAGGAACAACAGUGGCAUCACACCUCCCCCUGGGGCAUCUCCAGCUCACAUGGUCUCUGCCCCAGCUGGCCAUAGAACCCCUCCACGAACAGCUGAUGCCAAGCCAGUGAAACCUCAGGACCGCGCCAACCGCUCACGAAACCAAGCCAAAGCUGGACAAGGUGGCUCUGGCUCAGUGCCAACGUGGGGCCAGUGGAAUGAGAGCAACAGUAGUGCAGGAGCUCAGCAGUAUACGCUUGUCUUCGACCAGCUAAGGGAGGAAAGGAGUGCUCCUCCAACGCCUAGCGUUGAGCAACUGCAACGUCCUACUCCAAAUCGAGCCACUCAUCAUGAUCUUUAUGACCAUGCACCCAAGGGAUUUAAAUGCUGUGGAUUGUUUCGAAUCUAAGGGUUUAUGGAUGCAACAAUAGAAAUGUGACAUUUAAAUGGAAAAAGUACAUCUCCAUUUUCCACAUACUUCAAGGUUUGAGCAGUGCUAUAACAAUGAAGAGAUGUUGGGAUGGUAGAUUUGAAUUUUGAAACUUGCAUUGAUCUCAGUAGACAUUAUUUGAAGGUGGUGAUACUGCAGUUAUCCACAUGUACAUGCCAGAAACGAUUUUGUGCAAAAUAUGUACAUUGAUCGAUCUUUCAUUGUUAGAAAGUUCCAUUUGUUGUCAGAAUUUUUUUAAUGAUGAAUGAAUCAUGUUGUAAAUGAUGUUGUAUAUAUUUUCAUGUUAUA
Molecule: messenger RNA, 1006 nt
Organism: Setaria italica (foxtail millet)
Lineage: Eukaryota; Viridiplantae; Streptophyta; Magnoliopsida; Poales; Poaceae
Exons: 4
Coding region: 191-676 (161 amino acids)
Source: RefSeq, a predicted model, not a curated record